This is a messenger RNA of Dicentrarchus labrax (European seabass), 6094 nucleotides long. Its product is annotated as ankyrin repeat domain-containing protein SOWAHB. Gene Ontology annotation, molecular function: protein binding. The record is from RefSeq and is a predicted model, not a curated record. Lineage: Eukaryota; Metazoa; Chordata; Actinopteri; Moronidae. Bases 38 to 3253 code for a protein of 1071 amino acids. The transcript is spliced from 5 exons.
GACCUUUGAGACCAGCAGCAGGGACAGGAAGACCAGGAUGGCCACAGAUUUAAGUCAGGACGCGGUGUUACAUUUCCUCCGGAGCGGCGGGGGGUCGGUGAAAAACUCGGACCUGCUUCUGCACUUCAGAAACUUCAUUCGGGACCAUGCGGACCGGGACAGGAACCGGGAGCACUUCAAAAAGUUCGUCAACUCCCUGGCCACCGUCCAACAACUCGACGGCGUCUCGUACGUCGUCCUCAGGAAGAAGUUCAGAGGACGUGUCCCCGGCGGCGGGGAAGGGGGCUCUUCCGGACCGCCGCGACUCCCCGCCGGGAAGAGCACCGAUCCCUCCCCGGAGAACGCCCGGCUGAGCCCGGCUGGGAGAGCAGAGCAGCCUCGGCAGAAACCGCAGCUGAGGGAGGCGACAACACCCGCCCCGCCGGGAGUAACCGCAGAGAAAACAAUCCUACCUGCUGCUGGGCUCAUGCUGAACAACAACAACAACAACGUGGAAACCAACCUCAACCUGCAACACAAAGCCAGCACACCUGAAGGUCCAGGUAGACCUGAAGGUCCAGGUAGACCCGCAGCAGCUCAGGUCCUGACUCAGAUCUCAGAGAGGGCACAACUGAAGACCCCCGGUCCGUCUGAACCUCCCUCUAAAGGGGGACAGCUCAGGCCGGGUCCUGGCCCGCCUCCAGGGAUCACGCCUGUGGUCCCUGCAGUGAGACACCAGCAGGUCCCAGAACCCCUGAGAGGGAGGGGGGCCAGUGUGUACCCUGGAGGAGGUCUUCAUCAGGAGCCUCCUCUUCAUCGCACCCGUCUCCCAAAGGAGCCUCCUCUUGAUCAUGUCCAUCAGGAUCCUCCUCUUGAUCACGUCCGUCAGGAGCCUCCUCUUCAUCACGUCAGUCUCCAUCAGGAGCCUCCUCUUCAUCACGUCCAUCAGGAGCCUCCUCUUCAUCACGUUCGUCAGGAGCCUCCUCUUCAUCAUGUCAGUCUCCAACAGGAGCCUCCUCUUCAUCACGUCCAUCAGGAGCCUCCUCUUCAUCACGUUCGUCAGGAGCCUCCUCUUCAUCAUGUCAGUCUCCAACAGGAGCCUCCUCUUCAUCACAUCCGUCAGGAGCCUCCUCUUCAUCACGUCAGUCUCUAUCAGGAGCCUCCUCUUCAUCACGUCCGUCAGGAGCCUCCUCUUCAUCACGUCCGUCAGGAGCCUCCUCUUCAUCACGUCAGUCUCCAUCAGGGGCCUCCUCUUCAUCCUGUCCGUCAGGAGCCUCCUCUUCAUCACGUCCGUCAGGAGCCUCCUCUUCAUCCUGUCCAUCAGGAGCCUCCUCUUCAUCACGCCAGUCUCCAUCCUCAGGUCACCCAACGCCGCUUAAGACACAGACAGAGCUACAAGUCUGCCGUCUCCUAUGAUGAAGAUGAGGAGGAAGAGGAGGAAGUUCCAAUGAGGCGAGGUUCAGCAGGAGGAGUGUGGCCCCUGAGCGCUCCUCUCGGAGAUAAGGGAAGGGCCACGUUCGCCUCCUCGCCGUGCAUCAUAGAACAGCCUGCUCCUCCCUCCGUCUCCUCUUCCUCCUCUUCAUCAGAAAGGAAUCUCCCGAAGAUUUACAUCCAGGAUGUGAAAGGGGAAGUGCUGCCCCCCGGUGGCCCAGGCUGGGGCCUGGAGUCAGGAGUGGGGCAGAGAGGACAGCUGGCCGGGCCCGGACUGGAACCUGGAUCUGUUCUGGGGGAGUCCACCAGACGCAGCCUGCCUCUAGAGGCGGAGCGAUACGUGGAGCCUCACGGCGAUCUCCACAAGGGCCGCAGACAGGGGCCCACACAGGGGCCCACACAGGGGCCGAAUCCAAACCAAAGGGCGUGGCUGUCGUCCAGCCACAGCAGCAUCUUCUCCCCCUCGUCUGACGCAGGCGUCUCCAGCAGCGAGUGGCUGACGUCGAGCUCCCCCAGAGGACCGGGGUGGAACAGCAGCUACGAGGAUCUACAGGCCAGAACAGGUACGACUGGAGGCGACGCCAAAAUCCAGGAAGUACUGCAGCGCGCCCAGAGGACCAAACCCCAGUCUGUGACACAUGAUGCGGACAGGAAGACCACGGCGCCUUGGCAUCACUCUACAGGCCAUCUCCAUGACGACCGGGAGUCUAAAGCUCCUUCAUCACCAUUCCAUCACUCCGCUGACCAUCUCCAUGACGACCGGGAGCCCACAGCUCGUGUGUUGCCGUGGCACCACUCCACAGGUGAUCUCUGCGACGACCGCGACGACGCAGAGUCGAGCGAAGGCUCCACCUCCACACCGCCGCCACGACUGCGUCCGACUGUCGCCAGGCACCUCAGCAGCCAGUUGAGGAGCAGGAUGUGCCGCAGCCUGGGAGCCGACCUCGACCAGGUCCUCCAGGAGGGGACGAGGGGGGGAGGAAGUGAGGCGGCCCGUCUGAACCGCCUCCACCUGAUCUCGUCCUCGCUCAGCCUUCACCACAACCUGUCAUCCUCCUCGCUGUCGUCCUGUUCCACGCCGCCUCGCUGCCACAGCCUCGCCGACAUGAUCGAGGGGGUGGAGGGGAAAGGGAGGAGGAGGAGCCUCCCCGCCGCCUCCGCUUCCACUGCUCAUCAUGAAGGCUCCAGUAGGCAGUCACUGGUUCCUCUGGAGCCCAAGGAGCACGCCUGGCUGGUGAAGGGGGCGGUGGGUGCCUGGCCCGACAUCUACUCCCUGUUCAGAGAGGACUCGUCCCUGCUCAACAGACGAGACUUCAUCUCCGGGUUCACGGUGCUGCACUGGAUCGCCAAACACGGUGACCACAGAGUCCUCAACACCUUAUGGUAUGGGGUUGAAAAGGCUGGUUUGACCUUCGACAUAAACGCCAGGUCAACAUGCGGCCACACGCCUCUCCACAUUGCCGCCAUCCACGGCCACAAGAGCAUAAUGCGGUUGCUGGUAAGCAAGUUCAAUGCCGAUGUGAAGCUGAGGGACACGGCGGGGAAAAAGCCCUGGCAGUACCUGAGCCACGCCGCGCCGUCUGAAGUCUUCCAGCUGCUGGGAGCUCCUUUGCGGGCUGCUGGGAGAGGAGAGGGAGGAGUCAGGGGAGUAGACUCCAGCUGGAAACCCGAACAGCAGCAACGGCGCCGGCGCCGGCAUCACUUUUCUACGGCUUCCUCGGGGCAGAGGCCGCUGACCAUUGCAAGCACGGCGAAGGUCAAAAGGUCAACGUCGAUCGCUGCGUUCCUCAAACCCAAAUCUCUGCAUCUGUUUCACGGACAUCAGUCUGACUCCUCCGCUUAGAGCCUCACUGAUGGAUUAAGUUGUAUUUGUGUGGAGGAUUCUGAAACCUGAUGGUUUACUCUCCACUCGACUCAGCAACUGUUUGCUGACUGCCUUAUACACACGGACGGGUAACUCGCUGAUUGGACAGUUUUGAAGAACGUCAUCCUGCAUCAUGCAGCGUGGGGGAAAAUUCUGGUGACUGACAGCUGAUCAUUGGAUGAGCAGUAUUACAGUCGGAGCAUGUUUACUCAUUUAGACUUAAUGAACUGCUUUUGACUGUCAAACUGCCACUGCUGCUACUCAUGCGCAUCACCAUGGUUACAAGGAUUUACAUAAAUAUGGUUUAUUCAGAUUGAUUUAUAAGAUUGCUUCUUGAACAGUUCACAAUCAGCAGUUGUCCUGCGUUUUCAGAUCACACAGACUGCACCAGUCGAGUUGUCUCAGUAUUCAGUUAUACUGAUUGAUGUAGAUUAGCUGAUGACGUAGGAAGGGUCAAUUGCAUGUCACUGUUGUACCACAGAUAACACUUAGUAAAAAGACUGGACAGUUUAUGUUUCAGUGGUCAGUGGUGUAGCAUGGAUGGUUAAAUUAGUGGCCUAGAACCGUAGUUAUUUGUUCAAACACAGAGAAAUAAAUACACACACAUAACGUGCAUCUUGAAAAUAAGUGCCACUUUGUGAUCUAACCACGGCACUCACAAAGCAAGAGCUAGCAGUUUAAAAUGGCAGCUGGCGGUGGAGAGUGCUAUCUGACGGUGGAGUAACUACUUGCAGUGUAGCAGCCAGUAUGAAAAUGAACAUAUGGAACAGGACUACCAGGACGAUCUGCUUCUGUAGCUUCACUGAAAUCUACAUUUACUUCACAGUGGAUGCACAAAAUACAAUGGUAUUUACUCGACCUGUAGGUCUCCUCUCAGCUGUGUUUGAGCAUGCUUUCUGAACUGAAGAGAAACUGAAACUGCACCAAACAUCCAGGAUUGCGUUUCAGGAGAUACAGACAUCAGUAUCUCAUCAAAAGAGUUUGGAUAUGUUGCCCGUCCCUGCUGUGGAUUAACAGAGCCUCCACGCUGUUCAGAGCCUCUGAAAUUACGUGUUUGGUGGUCUGACUUUAAAAUGUUUUUAAAGAAAGGGAUUUGCCCAUUUCAGCCCAAAACCUUGACGUCAGUCCAAAUAACUCCAACGACCGGGAGCACUAGUUUCUGUGCCUGAGCUUUCAGUUUCACUGGAUAAGAAUGCCAGAGAUUGUAUCACAAAGACUGCUGGAUCUGAGACGUGUGAUGGCCUAAAGCGAGAGGUGAUUUGCGAGCACUUGGCAGAGCAGAUUGGCUGUCAGUGUGACUGUCUGAUCUCAUUGUUGUGAGAGGGAGAAAAAAAAGUGGAGAGCCGCGGGGCAACGAGAGCUCCAGUUUCAGUCUGGAGCUGUGAUUUACUCUCAGGACGGUCAACAGCAGAGGUGAUACUGCAGCUUUGUGGCUCACAUCUAAUCUCUGUUCAGAUGUACUUUCAGUCAUACAUUAGGUUUUAGAUUUUAGAUUUUCUUCCUUCCAGGCAGCCUUUUAGUUUCUAUGAAAGUUCACUUGCAGAGAAUUGUAAUGUAAGCAGGAAGCGGACAAACCAUCAUGAACACUAAAAUCACUUUGCAAUAGCAACUGCUUUUAUGAAGCUUCACGUUUGUCUGGCACUGAAUCAGAGGUGUUUAAAGUUGGUUGCAUGAUUUAAAAGGUAUUUCUGAUGUAUUACAACGUGGGUCUUGUUGUUGUUGUUGUUGUUAUUUCUAUAGGGUGUCCACAGAGUUUUUUAUAGCUCAUAAAGAUUGAUUGGAUUGAUAAAGUUAACAUGCUUUUAAAUGUGUUUUGGGGGGAAGUGUGUAGUGAUCACGCUGUAACAACUAUAAAACAGGUACAAAACAGUAUGGACGUAAAUGAAUGGUCUGAACCUGUUUUUAUCAGGAACGAACUCACCAGAGACGGCCAGAGACAUGAGCAGACAGACAGACAGAAAGACAACUGUAAGCUGUAAACAACCAACAGGUUAUCCAAAUGUACAAAGUGUUAAAUGAGUGUAGAGCACAGAUUACAGAGCCACCCUAGCUGUUUCUUUGUGCUAAGCUAGACUAACCGUGUCCUGGCUGUAGCUUCAUAUUUAUCCUGCAGAUAUGAGCGUGGUGUAGAAGAAUGUGAGUAAGCGCAUUUCCCAACUAUUCCUUUAACCUGAGUACAGUGUUAUCAGUAGUGAUAGACAUAAAGGACGAGCUAUGAAAAUAAGUUGUAAUAAACUGAAAAGAUCCGUUUAUUUCUGAGAUGGUGUUGUAUUCAGUUACACUUUGAAAUGUCUACCCCCUUUAUUGUCACCCUCUCCUCUGGGGUUUUCAGUGCACUCCAUUUGUUCACUGUUACAUUAUCACUGUAUGGUAGUGUGUUGCUGCUUGGACAUCUGAGACUUCACUCAUUGGUUAAACAGCAUAUUAUUUCUUAAAAUUUUGUUCACCAGGUUUGGUUUUUAGGUCAUUGAGCUUCUCCCCAGCACUUGAACACAUCAGGCAGAUUUAAGAUGUACAUGAUGUUGACCGUGAUGGAUUAUCUAUCUGCGAGUGUCGUAGAAAUGAAUUCAAAUCAAUGGCUGUCUGGAAGGAAAGGAACAAUGGAAGAACUGAUGGGGGAUUUGUAGAUUAAUGGUGUAAAACAUGAAAACACUAGUUGUCCUGUAAGACUCACCAGCAGGAUGAAGCUGGUGUGUUGUGGUUUGUAAAUUAUUCUGGUCUGAAGUUUACUGUAAUUGGAUGUUUCACAGUGGAGAUGUACAGUAUUUUUCAACCGCUGGUCAAAGUUUAUACACGGAGUAUUAAAUAUGUUUCACAGUU